Messenger RNA from Manduca sexta (tobacco hornworm), 2311 nucleotides. RefSeq lists its product as uncharacterized. The record is from RefSeq and is a predicted model, not a curated record. Gene Ontology annotation, cellular component: nucleus. The coding region runs from base 507 to 1976 and encodes 489 amino acids. NCBI's taxonomy places the organism in Eukaryota, Metazoa, Arthropoda, Insecta, Lepidoptera, Sphingidae. Gene Ontology annotation, molecular function: DNA binding. The transcript is spliced from 2 exons.
GUAAUCGCGAACACAUCAGUUCUGCGAUGUUAGAAAGAGAUAUCAAUAUUUGUUUAGUAGCCAUCUUGAAAAUCACGCCACUCUCAGUGCCAGUCAGUAAUACAAGUGAACCGGCCGCACGCGUGGAUCAAGAUGCCUCGACAUUAUGUACGAAAAACGGCAACAAAAUAUAACUUAGAAGAUCUCCAAAAAGCAAUCGAAGAUAUCAAAACCAACAAAAUAAGUCUAGGAAGAGCAUCGCAGAUUUAUUCAGUGCCAAAACUACAAUUUUUGACCAUUUGAAAAAGGAUGUAAUACGAGUACCGAAAACUGGAAGAAAGCCAUUAUUUACUGAAGCACAGGAGUUGGAACUCGAGGACUAUAUUUUGAAAUGUAGUAAAUUAUUUUAUGGAUUAACGAUCAAGAAGGUUCGCAAAAUAGUUUUCCAAUUUGCAGAGCGUAAUAAACUGCCUCAUAACUUUGAUAAAAUUAAUAAGCUAGCUGGAAAAGACUGGUAUUAUAAUUUUAUGAAAAGGCAUCCUAGAAUAUCUUUGAGAAGACCUGAAGCAACAUCUUUAAAUCGUAUUAAUGCUUUCAAUAAGGCUGAUGUUAAAGUAUUCUAUGAUAAUUUGAAGGACAUACAAAAUAAACAUCACAUACAACCUGAUAAGAUAUUUAACGUUGACGAGACAAGCAUAUCAACGGUGCAAAAGAAUUCGAAAAUAUUGGCAGAAAGAGGUGAAAAACAAGUAGGCAAGGCAACAAGUGCCGAAAGAGGAUCUACAACCACUGUUGUUUGUGCUAUUAGCGCCGCUGGUCAAUACAUACCUCCAUUUUUUAUUUUCAAACGAAAACGGAUGAACGCUUUAUUAUUAAAAGGUAGUAAUCCUAACAUGGUGGCUUCUGUAUCAGACUCUGGAUGGAUUAAUGACAGCUUAUUCAUUGACUGGCUACAGCAUUUCAUUUCUUACGCAAAACCUUCAUUGACUAAUCAAGUACUGCUGAUUUUAGACAAUCACGAGAGUCACAUCAGUCUUGGUGCAUAUAAUCUCUGCAGAGACAACGGAAUUAUCAUGCUAACCCUGCCACCACAUACCUCACACAAACUCCAGCCUCUGGAUUUGACAUUUUUUGGACCUCUGAAGAGUGCAUACUAUCAAGAAUGUGAGAACUAUAUGUCAGAUCGGCUUGGUAAACCUAUCACACAAUAUGAAAUAGUAGAAUUAUUUACAAAUGCCUUUAAUCGAUGUAGCAACCUUGAAAAGGCAGCCAGCGGAUUCAAAUCUGCAGGAAUUUAUCCCUACCGGCCUGUUGAUAUUGAUACAAUUCAGCCAUACUGUUCACAAAAUACUUCAUUUCAGAUAACAAGAACACAAACACAAAACAGUGCGAUCAAUAACCAAGUAUCAGAUAAUCAAAUCGCCAAUGACAGCAUUGUCGAAGUAGCAACAAUUGAACAACAAGCUCCAGUUCUUCAAAAUUUAGUUCCUGAUCCUCAAAACUUGAUUUCACAAGAUUGCUCCGAACAAGUCUCUCUAUCUGAUAUUGUUGAAUUGCCAGUUAUGUCUCCCAAAAUAUAUAAGCGUAACAUAAGGAAAAAAAAAUCUAUCAUUUUAACUAGCACACCUAUAAAAGAUCGACUCGAAGAAAAAGAAAAUAAGAAACGACAAAGAGAAAGUAAAGACACUGAGAAAAAGUCAAAGAAACAGGCUGAAACGAAAAGACGGAAACGUGAAGACGAAAAUAGAAAGGAAACGAGAAAAGUACGGAAAAAUUUAAAGAAUAUUGGAGACUUUGGCCAUUUGGAGGAGAAAUAUAAAAAAACGGAAAAAGAAAAGAACAAAAACGAUGAGUAUUUUUGUAUUUUUUGUAACGAAAAAUAUAACAAUUCUGAAACUUGGAUAAUGUGUCAUGUGUGCAAGAAUUGGGCCCAUGAGCUAUGUACCGAUCAACAAUCGACGUCAACAGGCUAUAAAUGUGAUCUCUGUCGUACCUAAUUGAAGACUGAUUAAAUCUCUGUCGUACCUAAUAGAUAGGAUAGGAUAUGCUAAAUGUCCUAGAUAGAAAAUUUGACAAAUUGAAGACUGAUUAAAGAUAAUUAAUGUUAGUUCGUAAUUACCCCCCUUGCCGUUCGUGUUUACCCUACGCAUGUCGGGUAAAUACGAACAGCAAGGGUUUUGCUAUUCGCUUAAAAUGUUACCUUUUAUAUAAGAAAUAUCAAUGUUGAUUCUUUAAAUUGUUACUCAUAUAGUUUAUCUUGCUAAAAAAGUAUGAUGAUAAAGCAUUCGUCAUUAUUCUGCUGUGUUAUUUCAAUUCUUCCUUAGGUGUUCGC